Messenger RNA from Anolis carolinensis (green anole), 8714 nucleotides. It is a transcript of the gene tln1, whose product is annotated as talin 1. Gene Ontology annotation, cellular component: ruffle; focal adhesion; cytoskeleton. The record is from RefSeq and is a predicted model, not a curated record. The transcript has 57 exons. Lineage: Eukaryota; Metazoa; Chordata; Lepidosauria; Squamata; Anolidae. Gene Ontology annotation, molecular function: structural constituent of cytoskeleton; integrin binding; actin filament binding. Gene Ontology annotation, biological process: platelet aggregation. The coding region runs from base 171 to 7850 and encodes 2559 amino acids.
UUGUGCUCCGAGUGGACGCUCUCCGCGUGGGCGGGGCUUCCCGGGAAGGGGGCGGGGCCUGUCUCCUCCCCGAGGGGCUCCCAGAGGCACCGCAGCAGCGCCCCCAGCUCCGCGUCCUCCACUUCCGGGUCCUGAGGUGAAGCAGGAGAGGGGACUCGCCAGCCGCCAUCAUGGUCGCCCUGUCGCUCAAGAUCAGCAUCGGCAACGUGGUGAAGACCAUGCAGUUCGAGCCCUCCACCAUGGUCUACGACGCCUGCCGCAUCAUCCGGGAGCGGGUGCCCGAGGCACAGAUGGGGCAACCCAAUGAUUUUGGCCUCUUUCUGUCUGACGAAGACCCAAAGAAAGGCAUCUGGCUGGAGGCUGGAAAGGCUCUGGACUACUACAUGCUCCGCAAUGGGGACACCAUGGAAUACAAGAAGAAGCAGCGCCCACUGAAGAUCCGCAUGCUGGACGGGACGGUCAAGACAGUCAUGGUGGACGACUCCAAGACGGUCACCGAUAUACUCAUGACCAUUUGCGCCAGGAUUGGCAUCACCAACUAUGAUGAGUACUCUCUGGUGCGGGAACUGGCAGAGGAGAAGAAGGAGGAGCAGACGGGGACCCUCAAGAAGGACAAGACCCUCCUCCGCGAUGAGAAGAAGAUGGAGAAGCUCAAGCAGAAGCUGCACACGGAUGAUGAGCUCAACUGGCUGGAUCAUGGCCGCACGCUGAGGGAGCAGGGCAUCGACGACAGCGAGACGCUCCUCCUCCGGCGCAAGUUCUUCUACUCCGACCAGAACGUGGACUCGCGGGACCCGGUGCAGCUCAACCUUCUCUACGUCCAGGCCCGUGACGACAUCCUGAAUGGCUCCCACCCGGUCUCCUUCGACAAGGCCUGUGAGUUUGCCGGCUACCAGUGCCAGGUCCAGUUUGGGUCCCACAACGAACAGAAGCACAAGCCGGGAUUCCUUGACCUGAGAGAUUUCCUGCCCAAGGAGUACAUCAAGCAGAAGGGGGAGCGCAAGAUUUUCAUGGCCCACAAGAACUGUGGCAACAUGAGCGAGAUCGAGGCCAAGGUGCGCUACGUGAAGCUGGCCCGCUCCCUCAAGACCUAUGGCGUCUCCUUCUUCUUGGUCAAGGAGAAGAUGAAAGGCAAGAACAAGCUGGUCCCGCGCCUUCUGGGCAUCACCAAGGAGUGCGUGAUGCGGGUGGACGAGAAGACCAAGGAGGUCAUUCAGGAGUGGAGCCUCACCAACAUCAAGCGCUGGGCCGCCUCCCCCAAGAGCUUCACCCUGGAUUUUGGGGACUACCAGGACGGCUACUACUCUGUGCAGACCACCGAAGGGGAGCAAAUUGCCCAGCUGAUUGCCGGCUACAUUGACAUCAUCCUGAAGAAGAAAAAGAGCAAAGACCAUUUUGGCCUAGAAGGCGACGAGGAGUCCACUAUGCUUGAAGACUCAGUUUCCCCCAAAAAGUCGACCGUCCUGCAGCAGCAGUUCAACCAGACGCACAAGGCGGAGCAUGGCUCAGUGGCCCUUCGCGCCCUCAUCCGCCCGGGAGCCGGGGGCCCUGAGAACUUCCAGAUGGGCUCCAUGCCGCAGGCUCAGCAACAGGUCACCAGUGGCCAGAUGCACCGUGGGCACAUGCCCCCUCUGACGUCAGCACAGCAGGCCCUGACGGGGACCAUCAACUCCAGCAUGCAGGCCGUACACGCUGCCCAGUCCAACCUGGACGACUUCGAGACACUUCCUCCUCUGGGUCAGGACGCGGCCUCCAAGGCGUGGCGCAAGAACAAGAUGGACGAGUCCAAGCACGAGAUCCACUCCCAGGUGGACGCCAUCACGGCCGGCACGGCCUCCGUGGUCAACCUGACGGCCGGGGACCCCGCCGAGACCGACUACACGGCCGUGGGCUGCGCCGUCACCACCAUCUCCUCCAACCUGACGGAGAUGUCCAAGGGGGUCAAGCUCCUGGCCGCCCUGAUGGAGGACGAGGGCGGCAACGGGCGGCAGCUCCUGCAGGCCGCCAAGAACCUGGCCGGAGCCGUCUCGGACCUCCUCAAAACAGCACAGCCCUCCAGCGCUGAGCCUCGUCAGAACCUGCUUCAGGCGGCGGGGGCCGUGGGGCAGACGAGCGGGGAGCUGCUGCAGCAGAUUGGGGAGAGCGACACGGACCCCCACUUCCAGAUGGUGGAGAGCCGGCGCCUGCAGAGCCUGUCCGCUCCCAAGCCGAAGACGGACAUGCUGAUGCAACUGGCCAAAGCCGUGGCCAGCGCGGCCGCUGCCUUGGUCCUGCAGGCGAAGAACGUGGCCCAGAAGACGGACGACUCGGUGCUGCAGACGCAGGUGAUCGCGGCGGCCACCCAGUGCGCCCUCUCCACCUCCCAGUUGGUGGCCUGCACCAAGGUGGUGGCUCCCACGAUCAGCUCCCCCGUUUGCCAGGAGCAGCUGGUGGAGGCUGGGAAGCUGGUGGCCAAGUCGGUGGAGGGUUGUGUGGAUGCCUCCCAGGCGGCCACGGGCGACGAGCAGCUCCUGAAGCAAGUGGGGGUGGCAGCCACGGCGGUCACCCAGGCCCUCAACGACCUGCUGGAGCACAUCAAGCAGCAUGCCAUGGGCGGGCAGCCCAUCGGGCGCUACGACCAGGCCACGGACACCAUCCUCAACGUCACAGAGAACAUCUUCAGCUCCAUGGGGGAUGCAGGGGAAAUGGUGCGUCAGGCCCGGAUCCUGGCCCAAGCCACCUCUGACCUGGUGAAUGCCAUCAAGGCCGAUGCCGAGGGGGAGACGGACCUGGAGAACUCGCGCAAGCUGCUCAGCGCGGCCAAGAUUCUAGCAGAUGCCACAGCCAAGAUGGUGGAGGCCGCCAAGGGGGCUGCGGCCCACCCAGACAGCGAGGAGCAGCAGCAGCGCCUGCGGGAGGCGGCCGAGGGGCUCCGGAUGGCCACCAACGCAGCGGCCCAGAACGCCAUCAAGAAGAAGCUGGUCCACAGGCUGGAGCAUGCAGCCAAACUGGCGGCUGCUGCUGCCACCCAGACCAUUGCCGCUGCCCAGCACGCUGCCACGACCAACAAGAACCCGGCUGCUCAUCAGCAGUUGGCCCAGAGCUGCAAGGUGGUGGCCGAGCAGAUCCCGAUGCUGGUGCAGGGGGUGCGUGGCAGCCAGUCCCAGCCGGACAGCCCCAGCGCCCAGCUGUCCCUCAUCUCUGCCAGCCAGAACUUCCUGCAGCCUGGAGGAAAGAUGGUGGCGGCUGCCAAGGCCACGGUGCCCACCAUUGCAGACCAGGCCUCUGCCAUGCAGCUCAGCCAAUGCGCCAAGAACCUAGCAGGAGCCCUGGCUGAAUUGCGAACUGCGGCUCAGAAGGCUCAAGAAGCCUGUGGUCCUUUGGAGAUCGAUUCGGCCCUCAGCCUUGUGCAGAGCCUGGAGAGGGACCUGCAGGAAGCCAAGGCGGCCGCCCGGGACGGCAAACUGAAGCCCCUUCCGGGGGAAACGAUGGAGAAAUCUGCCCAGGACCUUGGGAACAGCACCAAAGCCGUCAGCUCUGCCAUUGCCCAGCUACUGGGAGAGGUGACCCAGGGCAAUGAGAACUACACAGGGAUUGCGGCCCGGGAUGUGGCCCAUGCACUGCGCUCCCUCAGCCAGGCGGCACGAGGCGUAGCGGCCAACACGGAAGACCCCCAGGUGCAGGCGGCCGUCCUGGACUGUGCUGGAGAUGUCAUGGACAAGGCCGGCAACCUGAUCGAGGAGGUCCGCAAGGCGGUGGCCAAACCGGGAGACCCGGAGAGCCAACAGCGCUUAGCACAGGUGGCCAAGGCCGUCUCGCAGGCCCUCAACCGCUGCGUGAACUGCCUACCGGGGCAACGGGAUGUGGACGCAGCCAUCCGCACCAUCGGUGAGGCCAGCAAGAGGCUCCUGGCUGAAUCGUUUCCACCAAGUGCCAAGAACUUCCAGGAGGCCCAGAGCCACUUGAACCAGGCCGCAGCCGGUCUCAACCAGUCUGCCAAUGAGUUGGUGCAGGCCUCAAGAGGCACGGCCCAGGACCUGGGCAAGGCUUCGGGCAAGUUUGGCCAGGACUUCAACGAGUUCCUUCAGGCUGGCGUGGAGAUGGCCGGCCAGUCUCCGUCCAAGGAGGCCCAGGCCCAGGUGGUCUCCAACCUGAAGAGCAUCUCCAUGUCAUCCAGCAAGCUGCUGCUAGCCGCCAAGGCCCUCUCGGCUGACCCUGCUGCUCCCAACCUCAAGAACCAACUGGCGGCUGCUGCCCGAGCGGUGACAGACAGCAUCAACCAACUGAUCACCAUGUGCACCCAGCAAGCGCCAGGACAGAAGGAGUGUGACAACGCCCUGAGGGAGCUGGAGACUGUUCGGGAGCUGCUGGAGAACCCCACUCAGGCGGUCAAUGACAUGUCCUACUUCAACUGCCUGGACAGCGUCAUGGAGAACUCCAAGGUCCUUGGAGAGGCCAUGGCGGGCAUUUCCCAGAAUGCCAAGAAUAGCAAGCUGCCCGAGUUUGGCGAGUCCAUCAGCACUGCCUCCAAGGCCCUCUGCGGAUUCACUGAAGCCGCUGCCCAGGCAGCCUACCUGGUCGGUGUCUCCGAUCCCAACAGCCAGGCAGGGCAGCAAGGCCUAGUGGACCCCACCCAGUUUGCUCGUGCCAACCACGCCAUCCAGAUGGCCUGCCAGAACCUCAUCGACCCAGCCUGCACCCAGUCCCAGGUCCUGUCAGCAGCCACCAUCGUGGCCAAGCACACGUCCGCCCUCUGCAACACCUGCCGCCUGGCCUCCUCUCGCACGGCCAACCCGGUGGCCAAGCGCCAAUUUGUCCAGUCGGCCAAGGAAGUGGCCAACAGCACUGCCAACCUUGUCAAGACCAUCAAGGCCCUGGACGGGGCGUUUACCCCAGAGAACCGGGAGCGCUGCCGCGAAGCCACUGCUCCCCUGAUCGAGGCUGUGGAUAACCUGACCGCCUUUGCCGCCAACCCCGAGUUUGCCACUGUCCCAGCUCAGAUCAGCCCAGAGGGCCGCAGAGCCAUGGAGCCCAUUGUGGCCUCGGCCAAGACGAUGCUGGAAAGCUCUGCCGGCCUCAUCCAGACGGCGCGCUCGCUGGCUGUCAAUCCGAAGGACCCGCCCAAGUGGUCUGUCCUGGCCGGACACUCCCGGACCGUCUCCGACUCCAUCAAGAAGCUCAUCACCAACAUGAGGGACAAGGCCCCUGGGCAGCGUGAGUGCGACGAGGCCAUUGAGCAGCUGACCAAGUGCAUCCGGGACGUGGACCAGGCCUCCUUGGCCGCCAUUAGCCAGCAGUUGGCCCCCCGCGAGGGCAUCUCCCACGAGGCCUUGCACAACCAGAUGAUGACCGCAGUCCAGGAGAUCAGCAACCUCAUUGAGCCGGUGGCUGGAGCCGCCCGAGCCGAAGCCUCCCAGCUUGGGCACAGGGUGUCUCAGCUGGCCCAGUACUUUGAGCCCCUGGUGCUGGCGGCCGUGGGCGCCGCCUCCAAGAUGCUCAACCACCAGCAGCAGAUGAACCUCCUGGACCAGACCAAGACGCUGGCCGAGUCGGCCCUGCAGAUGCUCUACACCGCCAAGGAAGCUGGUGGAAACCCCAAGCAAGCGCCUCACACGCAGGAAGCCCUGGACGAGGCUGUGCAGAUGAUGAAGGAAGCUGUGGAGGACCUCACGGCCACCCUGAACGAGGCUGCCAGCGCAGCAGGCGUGGUGGGCGGCAUGGUGGACUCCAUCACACAAGCCAUCAACCAGCUGGAUGAGGGACCCGUAGGGGAACCGGAUGGGGCCUUUGUGGACUACCAGACGACCAUGGUGAAGACCGCCAAGGCCAUCGCUGUGACUGUCCAAGAGAUGGUCACCAAAUCGACCACCAACCCAGAUGAACUGGGCACGUUGGCCAACCAGCUCACCAGCGACUACGGACAGCUGGCCCACCAGGCCAAGCCAGCAGCCAUUACAGCCGAGAACGAGGAGAUUGGCUCCCACAUCAAGAACCGGGUGCAGGAGCUGGGCCACGGCUGUGCCGCUCUUGUGACCAAGGCCGGUGCCCUCCAGUGCAGCCCCAGCGACGCUUACACCAAGAAGGAGCUCAUCGAGUGCGCCCGGAGGGUCUCCGAGAAGGUCUCCCACGUCCUGGCAGCCCUGCAGGCCGGCAACCGGGGCACCCAGGCCUGCAUCACCGCGGCCAGCGCUGUGUCCGGCAUCAUCGCUGACCUGGACACCACCAUCAUGUUUGCCACGGCCGGCACCCUCAACCGGGAGAACGCAGAGACGUUUGCUGACCACAGGGAGGGCAUCCUGAAGACGGCGAAGGCGCUGGUGGAGGACACCAAGGUGCUGGUGCAGAAUGCCACCGCCAGCCAGGAGAAGCUGGCGCAAGCGGCGCAGUCCUCCGUGGCCACCAUCACACGCCUGGCCGAGGUGGUCAAGCUGGGCGCUGCCAGCCUGGGCUCCGAAGACCCAGAGACUCAGGUGGUCUUGAUCAAUGCCGUGAAGGACGUGGCCAAAGCCCUGGGCGAUCUCAUCAGCGCCACCAAGGCUGCGGCCGGGAAAUCUGGCGACGACCCGGCUGUCUACCAGCUGAAGAGUUCGGCAAAGGUGAUGGUCACCAACGUGACCUCGCUGCUGAAGACGGUGAAGGCGGUGGAGGACGAGGCCACCAAGGGGACGCGGGCGCUGGAGGCCACCAUCGAGCACAUCCGCCAGGAGCUGGCCGUCUUCUCCUCCCAGGUGCCCCCCGCCAAGACCUCCACGCCCGAGGACUUCAUCCGCAUGACCAAGGGCAUCACCAUGGCCACGGCCAAGGCGGUGGCGGCCGGAAACUCGUGCCGCCAGGAGGACGUCAUCGCCACCGCCAACCUCAGCCGACGCGCCAUCGCGGACAUGCUGCGCUCUUGCAAGGAGGCGGCCUACCAUCCGGACGUGAGCGGGGAGGUGCGCCACCGGGCCCUGCGCUUCGGCCAGGAGUGCGCCAGCGGAUACCUGGAGCUCCUGGAGCAUGUGCUGGUGGUCCUACAGAAGCCGAGCCACGACCUGAAGCAGCAGCUGGCCGCCUACUCCAAGCGGGUGGCCGGAUCCGUCACAGAACUCAUCCAGGCGGCCGAAGCCAUGAAAGGAACAGAGUGGGUGGACCCCGAAGACCCCACGGUCAUUGCAGAGAACGAGCUGCUGGGGGCGGCGGCGGCCAUUGAGGCUGCGGCCAAGAAGCUGGAGCAGCUGAAGCCCAGGGCCAAGCCCAAGCAAGCGGACGAGAGCCUGAACUUUGAGGAGCAGAUCCUGGAGGCAGCCAAAUCCAUUGCAGCGGCAACCAGCGCCUUGGUCAAGGCGGCAUCGGCGGCCCAGAGGGAGCUGGUGGCCCAAGGGAAGGUGGGUGCCAUUCCGGCCAACGCCCUGGACGAUGGUCAGUGGUCCCAAGGCCUCAUUUCAGCGGCCCGGAUGGUGGCUGCGGCCACGAACAACCUGUGUGAGGCGGCCAAUGCGGCGGUGCAAGGCCACGCCAGCGAGGAGAAGCUCAUCUCUUCGGCCAAGCAAGUGGCGGCCUCCACGGCCCAGCUGCUGGUGGCCUGCAAGGUCAAGGCGGACCAGGACUCCGAAGCCAUGCGGCGCCUGCAGGCGGCCGGCAACGCUGUGAAGAGAGCGUCCGACAACCUGGUGAAGGCGGCUCAGAAGGCGGCCGCUUUCCAGGACCACGAGAACGAGACGGUGGUGGUGAAGGAGAAGAUGGUGGGGGGCAUCGCGCAGAUCAUCGCGGCGCAGGAGGAGAUGCUGCGCAAGGAGCGGGAGCUGGAGGAGGCGCGCAAGAAGCUGGCCAUGAUCCGGCAGCAGCAGUACAAGUUCCUGCCCUCGGAGCUGCGGGACGAAGGGCAGAACUGAGGGGGCCGCCCGACCGCCUGCCCCCCAUCUCCCUCCCACCGCCGCCCACCCACCCGCCUGCCGCCCCCUAUUUAAGGAUGCCACCCACCCGAGUAGGCGCACGGAGCGCCCCAAGGACUGCUCCUGUUGCCGCACAGCCAAGGCUUGCGUGUUGGUCAAGCCUCAGAGACACCCCUCCCCAUGCCCCGUCCAGAGGGGUCAUGCGAGUCCGGACUGCCUUUUUCUGGAGGGGAUCAAGCCCACUCCCCACUCUUUUGCCUUUCCUUUCCAGAAUCUUCCAUGUGCCUUUCUUGGGGAGGGGCGGGGGUCCUCUCUUCUCCAGACCGUGCAAUGAGACGAGCUGCGUCUCUCUCCCCCUCCCACUUUUCCCACUUUGACAAUGGUUUUGCCUUAAUGCAAGGGGACCUUGGGGAGGGGGAUGCAAGCCUUUCUUCUAUGCCCCCCCCCAUAAGUGUCUCCUCUUCCACCGCCGGUGCUGCUGCUCUUUGUUCCCAAGUGCCUCUGCUGCUUUCCCAAGUGCCCCCCCCCCCUUCGCCCCUUUCCGGCCUGCCUCACGCACCCCUUUGCUGCAAAUGCCCCCCCCCCCCCAUCUCGUCUCACCACGCUGCUGCUUCUUCGCUGCCCCUUUCUAAGGCCCUCACCUGCUGAGGCUUCUCACCUUUUGUAAUUUUGAUACUACAGUUAAGCUGCCUCUGAAAAGCUCUUUUUUUGCCAGGGAACCAGGGAGGAGGAAGGAGAGGGGAUGAUGGUGAUGAUGGUGAUAAUGAAGAUGAUGAUGGUGGAGGGGAGGUCGGCACGGAAGUGUGGGAGGGUAACGGUUGCGGAGGAAGGCUUCUCCUGAAUAAACGGGUUUCCCUGCAGAAA